AUGCGCAAUUUUUCUGCAGGUUCCGUGGGACUGAAGGCAGUCACGGUUUCCGCCGUCCUCCUGAUCGUCCUGGCACACAAGUCCUCAGCAUCGCGGACCGGCGUCUUCCCACACCCGAGCAGCCGGACGUGCAGGGUGCUGCCAGGAGACACCGACUGGCCCAGCCACGCAGAGUGGGCACGCCUCAAUGAGACGGUGGGUGGCCGUCUCAUAGCGACCGUCCCCCUUGCUUCGGCCUGCCAUGACCCGACCUAUGAUGAGGAAGUGAACUACCCGCGCCUAAGGGCUCUCAAGGCGAAGUAUGACCCCAAAGGCUUGUUCUACGCGCGCACGGCUGUUGGGAGCGAGGCAUGGGCUGAGGAUUCGGAGCAGCGGCUGUGCAAGAUAUAG
Molecule: messenger RNA, 390 nt
Organism: Chaetomium strumarium
Lineage: Eukaryota; Fungi; Ascomycota; Sordariomycetes; Sordariales; Chaetomiaceae
Exons: 2
Coding region: 1-390 (129 amino acids)
Molecular function (GO): oxidoreductase activity; flavin adenine dinucleotide binding
Source: RefSeq, a predicted model, not a curated record